UCUGUGCAAACGUGCCCGUUUCUGCUGCCUGCAGCUAUUCAGGUAGUAUAAGUAGAGCGAGCACAAACAGACCGCAAGGAACUGACGACUCUCGGGAGGGAUCACCACUCACAAUAUCAUCAUCAAGGACACCGUGAGCGCGAGUGAAAUAGAUGGGCGUCGCGGAGGUGGUCGCCGGCAUUGUGGUUCUCUGGCUGGCGGUGUGCACGGCGGCCGCGGCAGGGAGCGGGCGAUGGAGGAGUGAGGAGGGCUGGGGCGUGCAAGGAGAGGUCACGUACGACCACAGGGCUCUGGUGCUGAACGGCACCAGGAGGAUGCUCUUCUCCGGGGAGAUGCACUAUCCAAGGAGCACGCCUGAGAUGUGGCCAAGACUCAUUGCUAAAGCAAAGGAAGGUGGUCUUGAUGUAAUACAGACUUAUGUAUUUUGGAAUGUUCAUGAGCCUGUCCAGGGCCAGUACAACUUCGAGGGGAGAUAUGAUCUUGUGAAAUUCAUCAAAGAGAUUCAAGCUCAAGGACUCUAUGUCAGCCUCAGGAUUGGUCCUUUCAUAGAGGCAGAAUGGAAAUACGGAGGAUUUCCGUUUUGGCUACAUGAUGUCCCAAAUAUUACAUUUCGAAGUGACAAUGAACCCUUUAAGCAACAUAUGCAAAGAUUUGUCACAGAUAUAGUAAGCAUGAUGAAACAUGAAGGGCUUUAUUACCCACAAGGAGGCCCCAUUAUAACUUCUCAGAUUGAGAAUGAAUACCAAAUGGUUGAGCCUGCAUUUGGCUCAAGUGGGCAACGUUAUGUCAGGUGGGCAGCUGCAAUGGCUGUAAACCUUCAGACAGGUGUUCCCUGGACGAUGUGCAAGCAAAAUGAUGCUCCAGAUCCAGUUAUCAAUACCUGCAAUGGGCUUAUCUGUGGAGAAACAUUUGUUGGACCAAACUCAGCUAAUAAGCCUGCACUGUGGACAGAAAAUUGGACCUCUCGCUAUCUUAUAUACGGUAAUGACACAAAAUUGAGAUCUCCAGAAGAUAUUGCCUUUGCAGUUGCACUCUUUAUAGCAAGAAAGAAUGGAAGCUACAUGAGCUACUAUAUGUACCAUGGGGGAACGAACUUCGGGAGGUUUUCUUCUUCAUAUGUGACAACAAACUACUAUGAUGGAGCUCCUCUUGAUGAGUAUGGUAAAUAUUUAAUUAUUUAUACAAAUGGAAGCGUGCUAAAUAUAUUUACACAAUUUCAUAAUUCAAAGCACAUCAAUAAAUUCAAUGAAUCAUAUCCAGGUUUAAUAUGGCAACCAACAUGGGGUCAUCUCAGAGAACUGCAUACUGCAGUAAAACAGUCAUCAGAACCAUUACUAUUCGGGACAUACUCCAAUUUUUCUUUAGGUCAAGAACAAGAGGUAAAAAUUACACAAAAGGAAAAUUCAAUGCUUUAUUUCAAUAGAUUCCACCAAGAUAAGGACAUAAUGUAUGAUGCACUCCAGGCACAUAUUUUUGAAACAGAAUCGCAAUGUGUGGCUUUCCUAGUCAACUUUGAUCAGCAUCAGAUAUCAGAGGUCGUAUUUCGUAAUAUAUCAUUGCAACUGGCCCCUAAAUCAAUCAGCAUUCUCUCAGAUUGUAAGAGAGUAGUUUUUGAAACUGCUAAGGUAAAUGCUCAGCAUGGGUCAAGAACAGCUGAAGAAGUACAAUCUUUCAGUGACAUUAAUACUUGGAAGGCAUUCAAAGAACCAAUUCCUCAAGAUGUGAGUAAAGCUAUGUACACUGGAAACCAACUCUUUGACCAUCUAUCAACCACUAAAGAUGAGACAGACUAUCUAUGGUACAUUGUUGGUUAUGAAUAUACACCAAGUGAUGAUGGCCAGCUUGUGCUAAUUAAUGUUGAGUCACGAGCACAUAUUUUGCAUGCCUUUGUCAACAAUGCAUAUGUAGGUAGAAUACAUGGGAGUCAUGAUGGACCUGCCAGUAUAAUUCUCAGCACGAAUAUUUCUCUCAAUGAAGGACCGAACAACAUAUCGUUGCUAAGUGCUAUGGUUGGAUCACCGGAUUCUGGUGCUCAUAUGGAAAGAAGAGUCUUUGGAAUCCGGAAAGUGAGCAUACAGCAGGGACAAGAGCCAGAACAUCUGCUCGACAAUGAGCUAUGGGGAAACCAAGUUGGCUUAUUUGGGGAAAGGAAUCACAUCUACACACAAGAAGGAUCAAAAAGUGUUGAAUGGACAACUAUCAACAAUUUGGCAUAUAGUCCGCUUAUUUGGUACAAGACAACAUUUCCCACACCAGCAGGGAAUGACGCAAUAGCACUGAACCUUACUAGUAUGGGUAAGGGUGAAGUGUGGAUCAACGGAGAGAGCAUCGGACGAUAUUGGGUCUCUUUCAAGGCUCCUAGUGGCAAUCCUUCGCAAUCUUUGUACCACAUACCACGGCAAUUUCUAAACCCUCAAGACAACAUCCUGGUCCUUUUUGAGGAAAUGGGAGGUGACCCACAACAGAUAACAGUGAACACAGUGUCCGUCACAAGAGUGUGUAGCAAUGUGAAUGAGCUGUCUGCACCAUCACUCCAGUCCCAGGACAAUGAACCAGCAGUCAAUCUCUGGUGCCAGGAAGGAAAACAGAUCUCGGCAAUUGAGUUUGCAAGCUAUGGAAAUCCCGUGGGGGACUGCACGAAUUAUGGUUCUGGAAGCUGUCAUGCUGGAUCAUCGGACUCUGUUGUAAAACAGGCUUGCUUGGGUAAAAGUGGGUGCUCUAUUCCCGUAACAACUGACAAAUUUGGAGGGGACCCGUGUCCUGGCAUCCAAAAAUCCCUUGUAGUCGUGGCGAGUUGCGGAUGAUACAAGACAAUGAGUAAAGUACAUCCACAGUACAUAAAGUUGCAUCAUUGUUUCACUUUGGUCCAACAAGUUGCAAAUGUUGCACCCAACCCUACAUGAAGUUGCAUUAUUGUUUCACUUUGGUCCAACAAAUUGCAAACGUUGUGCCCACCAUACACUAAGUUAUCCAUUAUGUGCAUAAACAGUCCAGUGUACUCCAACAGUGUAAAUUCUAUGGAUGCCAAUUGGCAAGAUAGCACCAGUAGUUGGUGCUCAUCUAAUUACAUGUUGUCGGCACACCACCCCAACGAUGCCAACGCCAUCGGCAAGUCAGCUGCAACAAAGAGAUCGAGGCUUGGACAGAGGCGGCCGGGGUUGGGGGGAGCUCGAGAGCAUGCGAGAUAGGGUGGCUGCACGGGUGGGGGAGAUAUGUGGUACGUAAGGGGAGUGAUUGGGACUUCCUAGGGCUAGUACUCGUGCGAGGAGUUCUUUUCUUUUUUUCUCUCACAGCCUGCUUUCAUUAGCGUGUGCUUGUGUGGGCGCAGCCAGCUCCUACUAAUUCACGCGAUUACGAAAUCACCCAACAACUGCUGUCGCAGCUAAUGGAAGAUUAGCGCUCGCUCGAGCAGAAAAUUUUUGGUCAAUUUCUUUUAGGGUGUGGCCUAAUUUUUCCUAGUGUUUUACAGUACCAACAGGUUAAUUCAAUAGUUCUCUGUGUGUUUAAUAAUUUUUCUUCUGUGUCCUGUAGACCCUAGCAAGCAUCUCGACCCUUCUAUGUACUCGCUGGCAUGCCAUAUCUGUAGAAUACAUAGUGUGGUAUACAUUGGAAUACAUGCACCCAAUGAACAACUUCGUGUACGGUGGGUGCAACAUUUACAACUUGUUGGAUCAAAGUGAAAUAAUGAUGCAACUUGGUGUAUCGUGGGUGCAACAUUUACAACUUGUUGGACCAAAGUGAAACAGUAAUGCAACUUCAUGUAUGGUGAUGCAAGAUACAACUUCAUGUAUGGUGGAUGUACUUUACUCCAAGACAAUCAUAGAAGUGUACAAACACAGGAAAGGCAUUACGCAUUAGUUAAAAUUGCAAGAUCAGAAGAGAGGAAACAGGAAUCAAAACAAACAAGAAGUAUUCUUAGGCAAGCAGUUGAUAAAUUGAGGUGUAGUUCAUAGACUCCAUGUACCCAUCGCUUUGACCUCAUACUCAUAAGCACAGAUAUUUGUAAGAUUGGCCCGAAAUACGGCUCAUUGUGCAAACUGAAACCCU
Molecule: messenger RNA, 4047 nt
Organism: Setaria italica (foxtail millet)
Lineage: Eukaryota; Viridiplantae; Streptophyta; Magnoliopsida; Poales; Poaceae
Product: beta-galactosidase 7
Exons: 17
Coding region: 153-2804 (883 amino acids)
Biological process (GO): carbohydrate metabolic process
Cellular component (GO): cell wall; vacuole
Molecular function (GO): carbohydrate binding; beta-galactosidase activity
Source: RefSeq, a predicted model, not a curated record